AUGGAGGUCACCGAAGGGCAAAUGAUGGGAAGGCAAGGGAGGAAGAGGCAGAGAGUGCAGCCGGGCGCUGCCGGCGUGGCAGUGAAGGCACAUGUGACAGAGCGCCUCCAGACGCGGGAAGCCAGGAGACAAGGCCCAGAGAGGGUGAGCGGAGCAGCCAGGCGCGGAGGGAGGACCAGCAAGGGCUGUGAGGGGGGCUCUGCUGCCGCUGAGCGCGUUUUCCCUCAAGUGAAGACGCCGCAGCAUGGACCUGCCAGGGGUGGCCAGCAGGGUGGACACUGCUGGCGCAGGAGUGGAAGAGGCCCCCACGCAGUGAAAGCCAAGCGGGGACGGGGGCCAGUGCUCGGAGGCUGCAGGAGAGCUCCCCACGCUCCGGUCUUUAAUUACGUCUUCGAGGACAACGCUCCGGCUCAUUCCUCGCUCCUCUUGGGAAAUAACCAGGGCUUCGCGUUCACCACCAGGGUCAGCGAUCCUGACCCAACCUCCCCGCCCCAAGUCAUCCCGGCUCUUCCCCCGCAGCAGGAACGCAAGUUUCCCCCGUGCCCCGCGAAGCCCCACGUUCUGGAGACGCCUCCCUUUCCUCGCCCCACUAGCGGGCAUCGCGGAAACGCGUCAUCACUCGGGGACGGCGCGCUGCGGUGGGCUCGGCGCCGCUCGGCUCGUGGGCCGGCUAGGCUGCAGCUCUGGGGUCCCCGGGGUCUGUGCCCCGCCGCGCGGUGCGGGAGACUCCGCUAUAGGAAGGGGCUGGGGGGCGCGGGCAGGCCGGGUUCCGCAGGGUGCCUUCCGGGGCGCCGGCCGGGUCCUGAGGCAGCGAGGACCUGGGGCGUGGGGGGCGGAGUCCUCUGCAGCGACCCGGCUGCUGGGACCCCGGGCGGCAGCUCCGGACCCCGGAGCCCCCUGGUAGAGGUCGCUGAGGAUCGGGAGACCGCUGGGGGAAUGGGGGGCAGGAGGGGUGGACUGCACUCAGUUACAAAUGUUCUGCCUCCUGCCGAGCGCUGGGAGCAUCAGUUAUGCCCUUUGCCCCUUCGGUUCACGGUCUCAGGGAGGGGAUGUGAGACGGCGCGGCGCGAUCUGAAGGUUACCACGGGGGCAAGGAGCCUCGGAAGGCGCGUUCCGUGGGAUCCAGUUUUUAAAUACAGGCGGAAAGACUGGACGAACAAGGCCAUCAUGCUGGCUCCGUCUCAGUGUUCGAACAGUCAGGAUGGACUUCAAGAAAGCACAUUUCUUGAGUUACUCAGACUUACCGUAUUUCUUGAAGCACGAAACUGCUGCACUGUAAAUCUAAGAAAGCAGGAAAUUGGUCGUACAGACUCAGGAAAUGAUCAUCAUCAAUACCCAACACAGGACAUGCUUGAGAUUAAUUUUUGUUCGCAUGUAGUGUAUGAAACACACUGCAGAUGGUUCUCUAAUGUGUCUGGAACAACAUACCAUCUAGAAGACUACAAGAUCUUAGACAUUUGCCGUGAUUUAUAGAAACACAGCCCUUUGAAGCAAUUGGACAAUGAGCUGCAGACUUGGGGCGCAUUUCAAUAAUUCAAACAUCGUCUGAUACCUCGCAGUUCCAAGAGAAAUGUACAGCUGCCAAGCCCAGAGAACUUCCUGCUGGAAUUCUGCCAGAGAAUAGAAUAGCUCGCUGUGUCGGGGAGGUCCAUCCUUGGGAGGGUUUGCUGUUUGUAAAUUUAAUAAACGACUCACAUCUGCUUAUAAUAUUAUGGAA
This is a messenger RNA of Chinchilla lanigera (long-tailed chinchilla), 1717 nucleotides long. RefSeq lists its product as uncharacterized. Bases 1 to 1473 code for a protein of 490 amino acids. Lineage: Eukaryota; Metazoa; Chordata; Mammalia; Rodentia; Chinchillidae. The transcript is spliced from 6 exons. The record is from RefSeq and is a predicted model, not a curated record.